Messenger RNA from Rhincodon typus (whale shark), 530 nucleotides. It is a transcript of the gene rpl27, whose product is annotated as ribosomal protein L27. Bases 85 to 495 code for a protein of 136 amino acids. The transcript has 5 exons. The record is from RefSeq and is a predicted model, not a curated record. Gene Ontology annotation, molecular function: structural constituent of ribosome. Gene Ontology annotation, biological process: translation. Gene Ontology annotation, cellular component: ribosome; cytosolic large ribosomal subunit. Lineage: Eukaryota; Metazoa; Chordata; Chondrichthyes; Orectolobiformes; Rhincodontidae.
GAGUGCGGUCAAAGGUCAGAGUGAGCGGCGGGCACUUCCUUUCCGGCGGGUGGCGGCCAUUGAGCAGCGAGCGGCGGAGCCGAAAUGGGGAAGUUUAUGAAACCUGGGAAGGUGGUUCUUGUGCUAGCUGGACGCUAUGCAGGGCGCAAAGGUGUCAUCGUAAAGAACAUCGAUGAUGGGACCUCUGACAGACCUUAUAGUCAUGCUCUUGUUGCUGGUAUAGAUCGUUACCCGCGUAAGGUCACUGCCAAAAUGGGCAAGAAGAAGGUGGCCAAGAGGUCCAAGAUCAAAUCCUUUGUGAAAGUAUACAACUACAACCACCUGAUGCCAACCAGAUAUUCUGUCGACAUUCCCCUGGAUAAGACCAUUGUGAAUAAGGAUGUUUUCAGGGAUCCUGCUUUGAAGCGUAAAGCCAGGCGGGAAGCCAAAGUAAAAUUUGAAGAAAGGUACAAGACAGGAAAGAAUAAAUGGUUCUUCCAGAAGCUCCGAUUCUAAAUUGUAUUUCAAUAUAAAUAAAUAUUCAUGUAAAA